AUGAUAGGACUGUUCAGGGAACUGACUCGAUUCGAGAACCUCCACCAUGUCAUCUAUGCAGAUGACGUGACCAUGUGGGUGGCAAAUGGUAGCAAAGGACAAAUCGAGCACACUUUACAAAAUGCGAUCCGAACAACUGAGGAGUACCUCAAACCAACAGGCCUGUGGUGCUCGCCGAGCAAGUCUGAGCUGCUGAUAUACAGACGCAAGAGGCGAAGUCCCAAACUGAAGGGAUGGGACACAGGCGCCAACCUAUGCGUCCGCCCGUACACCGCUGAAGGCAACACGAUUCCGGUGGUCGGUCGCAUGAAGAUGUUGGGCACGACAAUAGAGGCGAGUGGCUCGAACACCAUCGCAGUCACGAAGGUCACCACGAAGGCAGAGAACGCCACAUGCCUACUGAGACGGGUGGCCAACCGGAAUUACGGCCUCAAGGAGGGCAACCUGCUUAGACUGGCGCAGGCUUUCGUAAUCAGUCACUUCGUGUACAUCGCCGCCAUAGACAAAUGGUUCAAAGUGGAGAGAGACAAGCUUGACACGCUCCAGCGUAAGGUCGCCAAGAGAGCCAUGGGUCUAACCAUGCACAGGAGCACGGAGGCACUGGACGCAUUAGGUGUAUAUUCCAGCGGUAGCCCUAGUCAGCAGCACCUGGGGCCCACAAGUAGCAUCAAUCCCACAAAGCCUAGCACAAGCCGCACUGGAAUGUUGGAAGCAUCAGAAAGUUUACUAUAUGGAGCCAGAAAUCCUCAGAGCACUCGGGUUCACCAGCGCAACACGCAGUACCACCCGACAGAAGGCACAUCCACCGUCUACGGGUAUGCACACAACACAGAAACUAGAAGCACCGAUAUCACACUUCCGGCCUACAGCAGUACCGGCGGCGGCAACCAUGCUGUGGCCAGUACAAGCCACGCGGGCACACAGGAAGCAUCAGGCAUUCCGGGAAACGAUGCUAGGUUUUGCGAGGCCGCCUUGCGUUACCAGAGGAACACGCAGCACACGCCGAUGGCCGACGAGACUUGCUACGUCCACGGUGCCACUGACAAUGACAGCACAAGUUGCCAGCACCUGGGGUCCGUCAGGAGCAUCGAUAACCUAAGGCCCAGCACAAGCCGCGCUGGCAAGGAGAAAGCAGCCGCCAGUUUUGAGGACGGCACCACGAAUGCUCCUGGAACCGGAGGAAGGGAACAACGAGAGUUGUGUGGUGUCUGUGGCAAUGUUUCCAGCAGACCGAAUGCCUUACACGGACACGCCAAGGAACACACGGAUGACACAACCCAGAUUUGCAGAGCCUGUGAUCAAUCGUCUGUGAAGAUGUCUAAAUCUGUAGAACAUUUCCGCAACCGCACUAGCAAAAAACACAAAUGCGAAACCUGUGGUAAACACUUCCACUGGGCUCAUGAUCUAACUCAACAUCAGCGCACGCACACAGACGAGAGACCCUACAAAUGCGAAAUAUGUGAAAAAUCGUUCCGGCAGUCUGGUCACCUAUAUGACCAUCAGCGCACGCAUACAGGCGAGAAACCCUACAUUUGCAAAACAUGCGGAAAAACAUACACGCGGCCGGCAAAUCUCCGUAAACAUGAGCACACUCACGCAGAGGAGAACCGCCAUGCAUGCCAAAAAUGCGCUAAAUCAUUUGAAAACAAAUAUCACCUCAAGAGACAUGUAGACUCGCAAUGUGGAAACAAGGCUUUCAUUUGCGAAGUCUGCGAUCGAUUCUUUAUGAGCAAUUCAAAUCUUCUUCGUCACCGCCGAACAAAGCACGUGGAUGAAACACCGUACGAGUGUACGCAGUCCGGAUAUCGUUUUGCAGACAAAGAAACACGCGAUAGGCAUGCGUGCCAGAAGUAAUGCAAGAUGUGAACGAUGCCGUCUGGUUUUUCUAAAUUUCGCGAGAAAACCUCGUCACCAAAAGUAUUUGGAGUGCUGCAGGUUCUGGCCAGUGCUCACUGUACCGUGAAGUAUGUUGUUGGUGAACGUUGCUUAAUCAAACCGAUUUCAAGAGAAACCUUAAUGGGCUGCAAUAUUGUGUUUUGUGUAACUAGAGGGUUGAUGGAAAUGUCCACAAAAGAUCGUUGACACCCAUUUGGUUAGAGAAAUUUCUUGUGCAGGUCUUUUGACAGUGAACCAGCUAAGAAGCUUUGAUGAACCAUAUUCGUAGUGG
Dermacentor andersoni is the source of this 2167-nucleotide messenger RNA. NCBI's taxonomy places the organism in Eukaryota, Metazoa, Arthropoda, Arachnida, Ixodida, Ixodidae. The record is from RefSeq and is a predicted model, not a curated record.